This is a messenger RNA of Eupeodes corollae, 762 nucleotides long. RefSeq names its product transmembrane protein 186. The coding region runs from base 77 to 700 and encodes 207 amino acids. The transcript has 2 exons. Gene Ontology annotation, cellular component: mitochondrion. Lineage: Eukaryota; Metazoa; Arthropoda; Insecta; Diptera; Syrphidae. The record is from RefSeq and is a predicted model, not a curated record.
CAUAACCCAACUUUUAGCAAAUAUCUAAACUUUAUUUAUUUUGUUUGCGAAUUGCAAAUUGUAAUUUAAAAACAAAAUGAUUCAAAGAAUUAAUACAAUAAAAUUAUUUAAACAUCUUUAUACAUCACCAACCGUCAACUCAUUAAUAAUAAGACAUGCUGUCACUGCCAGACCACAAAUUGAACAGAAUGAAAAAGAAAAGUGGUCAGAAAUCUACCGACUUCCCUUGAUUCGAUUAGCAUCAGCUUUUAACAAACUCAAAGUAUAUCAAGCUAUUGUAACAGCUAUAGGCACACCUACCGUAAUUGCUCUGGAACAAGCCGGACAUCUAGAUCCAAAUUUUGGACUUGCUUUUGGGACAUUAGGAAUCACUGGAGUACUAACGUUGAGUGUGUGUAGCUUGCCAAUUCGACAGCUUAUAGGGUUUAUUUAUAUCAACGAAAAAGACGACAAAAUAAAACUAGGAUACGUCGAUUUUUGGGGCAGAAGGCAGCACCAUGUAAUGGAUGUUCAAGACAUUCUCCCUCCGUGGGAGAUGCCUGAACGUAAAAUAAACCUCAAGAUUCUGGAUGAAAUAAACCUUUAUCAAUCAGUAAUCAAUCGACAAGACGAAUCACAAUCAUUUAAACUUCUUAACCGCUUUGGAGUUGUUCGUGAACCUGAAAGAUAUAUUAGAGUAUUUGGAGACGGAUAUGUUUAAGUUUUUCUUUUUUUUAUUUUGUCAAACAAAAUAAAGUAGUAACAAAUCAGAGACAAAUUAAA